AUGUCUCAAGACCUCACAAAAGAUCAGGUAAAGAGCUACUUUACUACGAUUAAAGUAGAGGAGGCACUUGCUGAAGCUAUCACCAACCUUCUUAUUAAAGAAGACAUGAAUACAAGAGAUAAGAUUUUUUAUGCUUUCUUUGAAGACAAGGAAAUGAAAGAAAAGUACAACGUUGAUAAAGCCAUCACUGAUGGAAAGCUUAUCAAUCUAAAGAAAUUACUACAAUCAGAAGAACGUAAAACCACAAUGUAUGUAUUCAAACAUAGUCUAAAACAACACAAUAGAUCAUAUACUCACUCAAAUAAUUUAAAGGGUCUUAUGUACUUGAACACUUAUGCAAAACCUAUAGAUAUCCUAAAUCUAAAACAAAUUUUUUUUACACCAUUUGUUGGAAGAUCAAAUGAAGUUACUAAAAUCAUUGGUACCAUUGUAAAUCGUUACAAGGUGGCAGAUUCUAGUUUAAAAUCUGAUCAAAAUAUUGUUGUGGUGGCAGGUCCACCUGGUAUUGGAAAAAGUCGUUUACUUCAAGAACUACCCCGUUAUUUGGAUGCCGUUGAUGAGUCUUGUUUGCCAAAAUCCAAAGUCAAUAUUUCCAUUACAUUGGGAAAUGGCUCACCUUUGCAACAUCAAUCCGAGACACCUCAAUCAGCCAUUGCCACUAGAAUGUUGCACCACUACUUUGCAAGUGGUCACGGUGUAGGGUUUCCAUUCUUUGUAGAGAAUCUAAGCAAGAUCAUUCCACUAGGUGAUGUCACACCAAAUUUGGCACUUUCCAUCAUCAUCAAUCAUUGUCGAAAAACUAUUGGAAAUCAAGAUUUAAUGAUUACCAUUUCAUUGGAUGAAUUCCAAAAGGCUUUGACCGAGGUUGGUGAUGAUAGCGCUAGAAGAUUAUUCCUCAAACAUAUGAUAUUAGAGUUGGUUGGAUUAUGUCUGGAAAUGAUCAACGUCAAGGACCCAACAAACGGCCAGCUCAUCGACAAGACAUUUGUUUUUCCUCUUACUGCUGGAACCAUUCUAGAUCCAAUCGAUCAGAUCAUCAGCCGUGAUUCUGCUCUUCCAUACACACAUGUUUCACUGCCUCUGUUGUCAAAGAGGGAAUCUCACUCUAUUCUAGCCGACUUUAUUUCCAAAUCAAACUUGGCUGGCCAAACAAUACCGACGUCAUUGAUUUUAGCACUCGAUUCUACGGGCGGCUGGCCAAGACCCAUCGAAUUAAUGCCAUUUAUCUUUAUAUUUGCAUACUCGUUAUCUUUUUGUACAACGGGUAUCGUAGAUCUAGCAAAUUAUAUUAUUGACACUCCAUCACCUGAACAUUGGGAGCAUUUUGUUGCAAAGUACGAUCUCGUUAGAUGCCAAUGUUAUUCCAUUCUUGGUAUUCAACCAUCGAUUGGAGAGUUUUAUAGAAAUGCUUACUUUUCACAUUUUGACAUGCAGUUUUGUCAGAUGAAUUGUCUCAAUGCACCUCAAAGAUUUCCAGAGAACUCAAGUCAAGACCAAAAAACAGUGAUCAAAGGUCUACUUGAAACUGGAUCGGUUCUAUCUAAUCCAAGUGGAUCUCACUGUGACUUUAUACUACGCAGACAGAUCAAGAUUGGUAAUGAUUGGCGUUGGACAUGGAUUUUUGGUGAUGCCAAAUUCACACGUCAAAACAAAACUCUGGACUUUAAUGCUGAUGUUCUACCUUCGAUUGGCAAAGGAUUCUUCAAUCAAACAGAUUUGGAUGGUAUUGAUGAUUGGAUAGUCCUUUUCCCAACAAACAGAAAGUUAACAAAAGGUAUCGAAGAAAUUACAAAUGGUCAAUACGGAAAAGUUAUCAUUGUAGCAGAUGGAUUUCUAGAUUAUAUCUCAAAGCCAUUUAGAUUCUUCCUUGAAUCACCUUCACUAGAGCAAGCUUAA
Cavenderia fasciculata is the source of this 1896-nucleotide messenger RNA. RefSeq lists its product as uncharacterized. The record is from RefSeq and is a predicted model, not a curated record. NCBI's taxonomy places the organism in Eukaryota, Evosea, Eumycetozoa, Acytosteliales, Cavenderiaceae. The transcript is spliced from 5 exons. The coding region runs from base 1 to 1896 and encodes 631 amino acids.